UCGAUAUUUAGAUGAUUUGAUAAACUGGUGAAAUAACGUAUAAAGAGUGAUGAUAUUAAACACAUUAGCAUCAACUAAUCAACAAGUUUCAUUCAAAAACAUUUUAUUCUUUUGUGCAACAACCAUGAAAAUGAUCGCAACUCUCUUCGUUGUCUUUGCUUUUGCCUCUUCAGCUUUUGGUCAUUGUCCAUUUUCACCAUUUAUUCCCGAGGCUGAUAUUGGUGCAAUUGCUGGUCGUUGGUAUAACGUUAUUGAACCAACUCUUGGUGGUUUCCCACAAAAUUUAACAAAUAUUAAUACAAUGAAUUUCACUCCUCGAGAAGAUGGAAACUUCAAUCUUACAAUUAGUGGAACUGAUCCUGAUGGCUCAAAUAAAAGCGAACAUUUGUUAGCCGAGCGUACUGAACAUCCACAACGACUCAAUAUCUACGAAUUUUCAAAAAAUACUCCAUAUAAAGUUACCUUCACUGUGAUGGAAACUGAUGAUUACGUUAACUAUCUUGGUGGCUAUUUUUGUUUAAUAACUACUACUCGCUCUUUCCCUGUAUCCGGUGGAAAUUUCUCUAGAACUGACUCCAUGAAUGCUAUCAAGAAUGUCCAGCUGACCGAUUUGUUGGUUGAUAAAGUUGGCGUAUCUGGCGAUAGAGUCCGACAAAUAAUCAAUUAAGACUGCAUAUUAGAAGUUCCAACUUGAUAACUUGAAUAAAAUUGAGUUUUCACUGAUAUGGAUGAUGACCUUAAACAACACAAUUUACAUAAAUAAAUGAAUAGUUAUCGCGUUAUUAAGUGAAUGAUCGAAGGAGGGUGUGAAAAGAAUAUGCGAAAUGGCCUAUCCUCGGUUUAAAUGGGUUUUGCAUAUGAUACAGAUUUAUGUGCAGAUUACAGAAAUUAAACUAAUUUUUUGCAUAGCUAAUUGGACAGCUAAUUGAUUUUUUGCA
This is a messenger RNA of Tetranychus urticae (two-spotted spider mite), 938 nucleotides long. RefSeq lists its product as uncharacterized. The record is from RefSeq and is a predicted model, not a curated record. NCBI's taxonomy places the organism in Eukaryota, Metazoa, Arthropoda, Arachnida, Trombidiformes, Tetranychidae.